CGGUGCCAAACUAUCAACACAGUGCAUUUCUUCUACUACUUUUAAGUAGUAAUAAAAUAAUAUCACUAGUCAUAGCACAUAUAUAAGAAUAGAGAUAUAGUAGAAAAUAUUUAAGCGAAGCUGAUCUCACUACGAAAAGUGUAGGUAUGUAUCGGUUGCUCUCCCAUUAUAUACGUUAACUCCCACAAACGAGUCUGUGCGUGCAUUGCAUUUGCAUCCCUCAUCAGCUCAGAUACACCCAGACCCAGAGCAGCAAGAUCGGGACGACGACGACGACAUGGCGGCGUUGGUGAAGAUCGGGACGUGGGGCGCCGGCGACCACGGCAGCGCCUACGACAUCACGGUGGCGCCGCGGCGGCUGGAGAGCAUCUCCGUCCGCCAUGGCAUGAUCGUCGACUGCAUCUCCUUCUCCUACCGGGACCGGGACGGCAAGCUGCACACCGCGGGGCCCUGGGGCGGCACCGGAGGCCUGAAAGAGGAGACCAUCACCCUGGGCCCCGACGAGUUCGUGACGGAGGUCGCCGGCGCGAUCGGCCCCUUCGGCGAGCUCAUCACCCACGCCGUCGCCUGGCUCAAGUUCGUCACCAACCGCGGCACCUACGGGCCCUUCGGCCACGGCGACGGCACGCCCUUCAACGUCCCCGUCCUCAACAACGGCAGUAUCGUCGGCAUGUUCGCUCGCGCGGACCAGUACCUCGACGCCAUUGGCUUCUACGUCCUCCCCUUCUGAUUUGAUCUGCAGAAGAGAGGCGCCGCUUGUGUUUGUUGUCGGAAUAAUUAAGAGAGAUGGUCAUGCACACGUGCGUGCAUAUAUGGUGAUGAUCAUUGAUCCAUGUGUUGUGUUUCGAUGAUCAUCCAUGUAUCUUCUUCCCCAGUUCCCCGUCCCGUUUUGUUGGCCUGACAGUACGUGGCGGAGCUUGACUAAACAAAUACUAGGAGCUAAUCUAUGUAACUGAGCUCUAAACAUCAAUGGACAGUGCUAAAUAACUGUUUACUUAAUGGA
Molecule: messenger RNA, 1003 nt
Organism: Sorghum bicolor (sorghum)
Lineage: Eukaryota; Viridiplantae; Streptophyta; Magnoliopsida; Poales; Poaceae
Product: protein GOS9
Exons: 2
Coding region: 278-730 (150 amino acids)
Molecular function (GO): carbohydrate binding
Source: RefSeq, a predicted model, not a curated record